UCGAACAAUGUUCACCAACAUCUCUCUGAUGUCUCCCAUCGCCAAGAUUGCCAUCGGACUUCUUGUCAUCCUCUGUGCCCAUUGCAUUUCUACUGUUCCCAUUGUGGAAAGUCGUUUCUCACUGAUGAUUCUGUGUUGUGAGGGCACAGAAAGAAAUUAUCCAGUUUUUCAACCUGUGGCGUGGAUGAAUAGCUCAUGACCGAAGCAUUGCCAAUAUGCAUUGGAUGAUGAGUUUUCGAUAAAGACCUCGAAACAAAGGCAUUGCAUAUGACAUGUCAGGAUUGGAAGAAUUUAUGGAACUCUAUGUCUGAUGGGGCAGGUCUAAAGGCUGAUCAAUUGUUGAAAAAGUUCCAUAGCAAAGGACAACCAUUUGCUACUAUGAGUGAGGCGACUAAAUUAAAAUUGGUAGCAGAAUGGUAUUAUUUCAAUCCGGCUCAAACGAAAAUUGCGUUUAUUAAGAAUCACUGUGGUGGUGAAAGAAAAGAUAUAGUUCUCCUCGGUCCUUGGGAAACAUUCAAAGACAAUCAUUUUGUGUACGGAGAACCAGGAACCAAAUGCCCAAGUGAAUAUCCAAUUGACGACAUGUGCGUUCCCAAAAGAACCAAUGGAACUCUUUAAAUGACUGAAAUUGUAUUUGAAUGAAAGUUUUGAAGAAA
This is a messenger RNA of Caenorhabditis elegans, 656 nucleotides long. Its product is annotated as SCP domain-containing protein. The transcript is spliced from 5 exons. Bases 268 to 618 code for a protein of 116 amino acids. The record is from RefSeq and is marked reviewed. Lineage: Eukaryota; Metazoa; Nematoda; Chromadorea; Rhabditida; Rhabditidae.